Molecule: messenger RNA, 2790 nt
Organism: Drosophila willistoni
Lineage: Eukaryota; Metazoa; Arthropoda; Insecta; Diptera; Drosophilidae
Exons: 2
Coding region: 240-2621 (793 amino acids)
Source: RefSeq, a predicted model, not a curated record
CUUCUUAACGAUUUUUUGAAAAUCUUAAAAAUUUGUGUAAUACUUCAAAAGUUUUUGUAUGCAUAUUUGUACACUGAUUUUAAAUCAGAAAAUUGAUAUAUCUGUUUAUCGAUAAUUCCUUAAAUUUUUCCAUAAAGUGAAUUAGUCACAGUUUAAGUUUGUAGCCCUCGUAUUUGUAAACCACGCCACAAUUUAGCGGCCGGAUAAACUUUAAAUUUGAUUUCACAAUAGUUUUGAAAAUGUUGGUGAAAAUAUUAAUUUUUUGCAUAUCAUAUGGAAUUAUCAUUUGUGAAACGAAUGGUGAACCAGAACCCUAUAUAGACAAUAUCCGAGAUGAUUACUGCAUGGAUUAUUGUGACAAGGAGUGUAAUCCCACCGAGAAUGAAGUCACAUGCACCAAGAUUGGAAACACCAUAAUCACCGACAAAUAUAAGAUCCAACUUUCAGAUAAAUCUAUAACAUUAACUUGGAAAUUAACACCAGUGAAUCUGACAUAUAUCAAGCCACUUAACCUAUCCCAUAACAAAUACAAAGCGUCGAUACUUCUAAUCUUAAGCAAGAGAGAAGUAAUAUAUCCUCGAUCCACUGACUAUAUGAGAGCUCUUAAUAUAAAUAAAGUUGAUCAUUAUGGUGAGAAGACUUCAACAACUUCAAUACAUGAAUAUGAUAUUGAUAUUAUCAACGGACCGUCCAAUGCGAUUAUAAUGGGACAAGAAGAGGGACGUCAUUUAGAAUUUCGCAAUACUUACAUAUCAUUGCAUAUGCCUAAUUUAAAGGGGAUGUUCUUUUUGGGCCCAGGAGCAUUUCGGUUUCAUGACAAUACAUUUGAAAAUAAUACACAGUUGGAAUCCAUUUCGUUUAGUGGAUUAACAUUAGAAAAUCUAAAUGCCAUUACCUUUGAAAACUUGACGAAGAUAAGAGAUAUGCAAUUUUGGGCUAUUACUUGGGAUAACCAGGAAUUUCUAAGUUCCAUGGCUCUACAAAAUAACCUGGAAUUUAUCAUGUUUUCUGUACAUGAUAAAAUUAGCUUGAAAUAUUUUGAAAACUAUCGAAAGCUAAAGAAAAUCUUAAUAGAUCCUGAAACCAUAUUGUACUAUUUCAAACACAUGAUCCGCACCAAUAUUACUGCCUAUCUCUGUGAAUAUAAGGCCGAAACACUUGAAACGCUAUAUUGUCAUUUUAACAUCGGAAUAAAUGGCAAACGUUGUCCCGAGAAAUGCGACUGUAAGGUGGACAAUGACGCACAGACUGUAACUAUUAAUUGCAGCGAACAGGGAUUAUUUGAUGUACCGGAAUUGCCUGUACCAAUAUCAGGCAAAACAAAUUUAUAUUUCCAGGGCAAUGCGUUAAGGAAAUUGCCCAACAAAUAUUUUGAAGGAUACGAUAAUAUACGUCGUCUUCAUGUGUCGUAUAACGAUCUAACAGACUUAACAAUCGAGCAACUGCCAAAAAAUCUCUCACUACUGGAUAUACAAAAUACAAAUAUAACUUCUGUCGAUCCGAAUCUGAUAGAAUAUCUAGAAAGCCGAAAUACCACUUUUUUACAGUCUGGUGUAAAUUGGAUAAUCAAUUGCAAGAAUGAGAAACUAUUAAAUUACCUGUCUAAUCUAAGUAAAACAGAUGGUAUAUGUAAUCAUGCAGAAUACUAUCAUUUAAAAGGGCCCUGUCCAAAGACAUGUAACUGCUGUAUUGAUGAUACCACAGAAUCUCAAUUUGUAAUCAAUUGCACAAGCAGGACUAUAAAUACAUUUCCCUAUCUACCAAAUAAUAUAAUUGGAAACUCAUCACUUUUGCUUGACAAUAACAAUGUCGAAACUCUUCCGAAGCUGCGAAACUCCACUCUGGCGAGACUUAGCCUGAAGAACAACAAUCUCUCUAGUCUUCACAUCGAUCAGCUGCCAUCGAAUAUCACAAUGCUGGACAUUCGACACAAUAAUUUGACGAACCUUGAUGAUCACGUAACCCAAUUUAUAUCUAAUCUACCAGAGUUGCAUUUAUCCGGUAAUCCUUGGCAAUGCAGUUGUAGGUACACCAUGUUCCUUAACUAUCUUAGAAAAGAGAAACCCGAAGAAUAUAAAACAGCAUUAAGACAUUGCAGUGGUCAAGAAUAUUGUCCUGAUCUGUGCACUUGCUGUAAAGACGAAGAGAGCCAAAAUUUAAUAAUCAAUUGUACUGAUAGGGGACUAAGUGAGAUACCAUCAAUACCCACAAGCGAUAAUGUCGUCCUGCUGUUCGAAAAAAAUGUCAUCACUCACCUGAAAGAUCCAAUCAAUGUCAAGGGCUUUGAUCAACUGAAAGAACUUCAUCUUAAAGGCAACUCCACACAAGAGUUUGACUCCGUUUUACCUAACAUAGAAUUACUAGAUAUAAGAGAUAAUGAUUUAACCAAAGUUACAGAAAAUAUUAGUCAAUCCUUAAUCAGCCUAUCCAAAAAAUCAAACCUAUCGUUAUUUUUAUCGGGUAACCCAUGGACUUGCGAUUGCAGUUUCAUACGAUUAACGAAGGCACUUGCUGGUAAUAUCAAGGACCUCCAUCUAACCAAAUGCAACGGUCACAAUUUGCUUGACCAGAUGGGAGAGAACUACCAACAUUCAGACUGCAAUGAAACAAACUUGGAUUAAUUUGUAAUAUAUACUAUAGAUAUUCCCGAAACUGUAUUUCAUACCAAGUCCCUAGUUAAAAAAAAAACAUGUUAUUGCUUCAAGGAAGCAAUUUUGUUGCACCUAAUGACUAAUGAAUAACUUGGACAAUAAUAUUUAAUAAUAAAAAUUUAAUACUUUAUUUUAUAAA